UUUAUCAGCUGUUUUGUUUUUUGUGUCAAAUUUUAAAAAGCAAUUGAUACCACGUGCCGCAGCUGGAAGCGAUUAAGCGGAAUUUAAUCAAUUUUUCAAGAAUAUUUUGUACAACAUUGCGGAAAAUGGGUAAAAAAGUUUAUAAUGCGAGGGCGCGUCAAAAUCCUAAAACCGUAGUGGACAAUUCGGCGACGAAAAAUAUAAAAAUCGAAUGGGCUGAAGGCGCUGCAGAAGCAGGCACCGGCUAUGAUGACGCCAAUGCGCUGGUUUUACCCUCACAGAAGCGUGCCACCAAGGUGCAGGUGGAGAAACAACAACAUGUAAAAAUCCUCUCGAAGAAGCAACGUAAGCAUCUGCAGCAAAUUGUGGUUAAGAAGAAGAAGAAGGAAGGUCGCGCUGAGCUUCUGCAAGCCUUGGCUAGCGUACAAAUACCCGAGCAUGAGCUGAAGCAGUACACUUCCAUCAGCCAAGUGCAGACAGUGGGAGUUAAAAAGUUGCAAACGCUGGAAGAGGUACUGGCGAAGAAGCAACAGCGACAAACAGAGCAAGCAAGCAGCAAUGUAGUGGGGAAAAUUAGCGCAAUUAAAGGCGCGUCAAAGCGCAAGUUGUUAAUUGAGGAUGAAGAAGCGUUGGCGGCAAAGAGGCGCGACCCUAAUGUGAUUAGCCUCGAGGCAGACGACGACAGUGACAGUGGGAGUGAGAGUGAUGACGAAAGUGAAGUGGAUGAUGAAGAAAACAAUAUAAAUGACAAAGAUGCAGAAGAAAUGCAUGAAAAAAUUGUUGUUGAUGUUGCGAAAGAGGCAAUUCCCACGAAACUCGAAGAAGCGCCCUCAACGUCCACGAAGGUGACGAAGAAAGAAGAUAGUACGAAAACUGGCGCCACAAAAAAACCCGAGAAGCCCAUUGUGCCGCCACGCCCCACCAUUUUUGUGCCCGUUCAUCGCGAUGCAGAAGUGCAGGCUGCUCGUCUUAAACUGCCCAUCUUAGGCGAGGAACAGGAAAUAAUGGAAACAAUCAACGAGAACCAAAUCAUAAUUGUCGCGGGCGAAACGGGCUCUGGUAAAACGACGCAAAUCCCACAAUUUCUUUACGAGGCGGGAUACGCGCUGAACAAUAAAAUGAUUGGCAUUACUGAACCGCGCCGUGUGGCUGCAAUCGCUAUGUCCAAGCGUGUGGCGCAUGAAAUGAAUCUAUCUCAGCAAGAGGUUUCAUAUCUAAUACGUUUCGAAGGCAAUGUCACGCCACAGACACGGAUCAAAUUCAUGACGGACGGAGUGUUGCUGAAGGAGGUCGAGAGUGAUUUUCUGCUGCACCGCUACUCGGUAAUCAUUUUGGACGAGGCACAUGAGCGAAGCUCCUACACCGAUAUACUGGUAGGGCUGCUGUCACGUAUUGUACCUUUGCGCCUGAAGCGUGGCGAUCCGCUCAAGCUGAUUAUCAUGUCCGCAACGCUUCGAGUGGAGGACUUCAUUGGCAAUACAAAGCUAUUUAAAUAUCCACCGCCACUAUUGAAAGUGGAAGCAAGACAAUAUCCGGUGACUGUGCAUUUUCAGCGGCACACCCCCAAUGAUUAUAUGCAGGAAGCAUACCGAAAAACAGUUAAGAUACAUUCAAAGCUGCCAGAGGGAGGAAUUUUGGUUUUUCUUACGGGUCAGCAAGAGGUAAACACACUGGUUCGAAAGCUGCGACGUACGUUUCCGUGCAUAAAGAAAGAUGACGCCAAGAAGGCUGGAGAAAAAGCCAAAAAAGUAGUUGAUAAGGCGAAUGUCUCUGAGAAUGAAGGUAUAGAAACUGUAGAGAUGUCAAAACAGUUUGCGGAAAAGUCAGAUCAGAUAGAAGAUGACGCGGAAGAGCUACAGGCCGAGCCUGCCGAUGACGACUUGGGCAUCGAAUUCGACAUGAAACGCGCUAUCCGUAGCGUGAAGAAGUCUAAGAAGAAGUUCAUGUCCCAAAUCGCGCUGCCAAAAAUCAAUCUCGACGACUACAAACUACCCGGUGAUGAUACAGAGGCCGAUUUGCACGAAGCGCACAAUAGCGAUUCGGAGGCUGCCAUAUGA
Molecule: messenger RNA, 2057 nt
Organism: Rhagoletis zephyria (snowberry fruit fly)
Lineage: Eukaryota; Metazoa; Arthropoda; Insecta; Diptera; Tephritidae
Product: probable ATP-dependent RNA helicase kurz
Biological process (GO): maturation of SSU-rRNA from tricistronic rRNA transcript (SSU-rRNA, 5.8S rRNA, LSU-rRNA)
Cellular component (GO): nucleolus; intracellular anatomical structure
Molecular function (GO): helicase activity; RNA binding; ATP binding
Source: RefSeq, a predicted model, not a curated record